Messenger RNA from Pelobates fuscus (common spadefoot toad), 3590 nucleotides. It is a transcript of the gene PRPF6, whose product is annotated as pre-mRNA processing factor 6. Gene Ontology annotation, cellular component: U4/U6 x U5 tri-snRNP complex; catalytic step 2 spliceosome. The coding region runs from base 61 to 2979 and encodes 972 amino acids. The record is from RefSeq and is a predicted model, not a curated record. The transcript is spliced from 21 exons. Gene Ontology annotation, biological process: mRNA splicing, via spliceosome; spliceosomal tri-snRNP complex assembly. Lineage: Eukaryota; Metazoa; Chordata; Amphibia; Anura; Pelobatidae. Gene Ontology annotation, molecular function: protein binding.
UUGUCAGUGUGUGCGCUGUGUGUGUGCCAGAUCUGUGCUGCAUUUUGCGUUAUUCCGAACAUGGCGGCUUCCUCGUCCUCGGGAGGCGGCCCCGGGGGCCCCGGUACCGGGAACCCCACGGGAGCCUCAGGUCUGACUGCGGCCAUUACCGGCACCAUGAACAAGAAGAAGAAGCCGUUCCUGGGCAUGCCUGCCCCGCUGGGCUAUGUACCUGGCCUGGGCAGAGGUGCCACAGGUUUCACCACCCGUUCUGAUAUUGGUCCUGCUCGUGAUGCAAACGAUCCUGUUGAUGAUCGCCAUGCUCCCCCAGGGAAGAGGACUGUUGGUGACCAGAUGAAGAAAAAUCAGGCGGAUGAUGAUGAUGAAGAUUUGAAUGACACCAAUUAUGAUGAGUUUAAUGGUUAUGCUGGAAGCUUGUUCUCGAGUGGCCCUUACGAGAAAGAUGACGAGGAGGCAGAUGCAAUAUAUGCUGCACUGGAUAAGCGAAUGGAUGAAAGGAGGAAAGAAAGAAGAGAGCAGAGAGAGAAAGAAGAAAUUGAGAAAUAUCGUAUGGAGCGCCCAAAAAUCCAGCAGCAGUUUUCAGAUUUGAAGAGGAAACUGGCCGAAGUAACAGAAGAAGAAUGGAUGAGCAUCCCUGAGGUGGGUGAUGCACGUAAUAAACGCCAGAGAAACCCACGUCAUGAAAAGCUAACGCCUGUUCCAGACAGUUUCUUUGCCAAGCACUUGCAGACCGGAGACAGCCAUACAAGUGUCGACCCACGCCAGGCGCAAUUUGGAGGUUUGAACUCCCCAUUUCCUGGAGGACUCAAUUCCCCAUACCCUGGAGGAAUGACUCCUGGCUUGAUGACUCCUGGCAGUGGCGAACUGGACAUGAGGAAGAUUGGACAGGCUAGAAACACAUUGAUGGACAUGAGACUGAGUCAGGUUUCUGACUCUGUGAGCGGCCAGACAGUGGUUGACCCUAAAGGAUACCUGACAGAUCUGAACUCUAUGAUCCCAACACAUGGAGGAGACAUAAAUGAUAUUAAGAAAGCUCGUUUGCUAUUGAAGUCUGUGCGAGAAACGAACCCCCAUCAUCCUCCUGCCUGGAUCGCGUCCGCUCGUCUUGAGGAAGUUACUGGCAAGCUGCAGGUGGCCCGAAAUCUCAUUAUGAAAGGCACAGAGAUGUGUCCCAAGAGUGAAGAUGUGUGGCUGGAAGCUGCCCGCCUGCAGCCAGGGGACACUGCAAAAGCUGUGGUCGCUCAAGCUGUUCGUCACCUCCCACAGUCUGUCCGGAUUUACAUCCGUGCAGCAGAGCUGGAGACAGAUCUCAGAGCUAAGAAACGAGUCCUCCGGAAAGCUCUGGAGCAUGUUCCAAACUCUGUGCGCUUGUGGAAGGCAGCCGUGGAGUUGGAGGAGCCAGAGGAUGCCAGGAUCAUGUUGAGUCGUGCUGUGGAGUGCUGUCCAACCAGUGUGGAGCUGUGGCUAGCCCUGGCUAGGCUGGAGACCUAUGAAAAUGCCAGAAAAGUCCUGAAUAAAGCGCGAGAAAACAUCCCCACAGACAGACACAUCUGGAUCACAGCUGCCAAGCUGGAGGAAGCCAAUGGAAACACACAGAUGGUGGAGAAGAUCGUUGACAGAGCCAUUACUUCUUUGAGAGCCAACGGGGUGGAAAUAAACCGCGAGCAGUGGAUACAGGAUGCAGAAGAGUGUGAUAAGGCAGGAAGCGUGGUGACGUGUCAUGCUGUGAUCAGAGCCGUCAUUGGCAUUGGAAUCGAAGAAGAGGAUCGAAAACAUACGUGGAUGGAAGAUUCAGAAAGUUGUGUCUCCCACGGCGCUCUAGAGUGCGCACGUGCCAUUUAUGCCCACGCUCUACAAGUCUUUCCCAGCAAAAAAAGUGUCUGGCUCCGGGCUGCCUAUUUUGAGAAGAACCAUGGAACUAGGGAAUCUCUGGAGACACUGCUGCAGCGAGCUGUUGCCCAUUGUCCUAAAGCAGAGGUUUUGUGGUUGAUGGGAGCCAAGUCAAAAUGGCUGGCUGGCGAUGUGCCAGCGGCCAGAAGUAUUCUUGCAUUGGCCUUCCAGGCCAAUCCAAACAGCGAGGAGAUCUGGCUGGCUGCCGUCAAACUGGAGUCUGAGAACAACGAAUACGAGAGAGCGAGAAGGCUGCUGGCUAAGGCAAGAAGUAGCGCAUCUACGGCAAGGGUGUUCAUGAAAUCCGUGAAGCUGGAGUGGGUUCUGGGUAAUAUCGAGGCAGCCCAGGAGUUGUGUGAAGAGGCGCUACAUCACUAUGAGGACUUCCCCAAGCUCUGGAUGAUGAAGGGACAAAUUGAAGAGCAGCAGGAACUUAUUGAAAAUGCACGGGAGGCUUAUAAUCAGGGGCUGAAGAAAUGCCCCCAUUCUACCCCACUGUGGCUACUGUUAUCCAGACUGGAGGAAAAGGUGGGGCAACUAACAAGGGCCAGAGCCAUCUUGGAGAAAUCUCGUCUGAAAAACCCCAAAACCGCUGAGCUGUGGUUGGAGUCUGUGCGUCUGGAAUUCAGAGCUGGACUGAAGAACAUCGCUAACACGUUAAUGGCUAAAGCUCUGCAGGAGUGCCCCAACUCAGGUAUCCUCUGGGCCGAAGCAGUGUUUCUGGAGGCGAGGCCACAACGGAAGACAAAGAGUGUGGACGCCCUGAAAAAGUGUGAACACGACCCACACGUAUUGCUGGCUGUGGCCAAACUUUUUUGGAGUGAGCGUAAAAUUACGAAGGCACGGGAAUGGUUUCACCGAACUGUAAAGAUUGAUUCUGAUCUCGGAGAUGCCUGGGCAACCUUCUACAAGUUCGAACUGCAGCACGGAACAGAGGAACAGCAGGAGGAAAUCAAAAAAAGGUGUGAAAACGCAGAACCGCGUCACGGGGAACUCUGGUGCAAAGAAUCAAAGGAUAUAGAAAACUGGCAGCAAAAGAUUGGCGAGAUUCUCAUCCUUGUGGCAGCCAAGAUAAAGAAUACCUUUUGAGACUUUUUUUUUUUUAUAUAUAAUUGUACCAUCUGCAGAGAAAGCUAUUCGUCGUGAAGCCUUCCUCGUCUUGAGAUGCCACACGUCCAUGUAUUUAAGUUUCUAUAAAUAGUUUUUAAUGGUGUGAUUGCUUCUCUUGUCCUCAUCAAUCUGUGUCUUUUAGGCUCUGGAUAAAUCUGAGUAGAGAGGGGUAAUAGUUCUGUGCAUUGUUACAGAGCCCAGAUAAUGUUAUUUUCUGUGAAAAUUCUGCACCGCAUAGAAUGCCGUGUGUGCACAAAACAUUGUCAAUACAAUCAAUUGCUAACAGGCUAUAUACAGAAGUAUGAUGUGGUGUAGGUCAUUUCAUGUAAUACCAUAAGCCUGCCACCUGGGGGCGGCAAGGGGACUCUAUCACUGCACAGUGCAAGUUAUGAUGCAUUUAAGAACCGUUUCUUUAUACUUGUAAUUUGACGACGAACAACUUUGACUUCUGGCAAAUGACAAACUGUGAGCAACAUUAUUGCAAAGGUCUUGAGAUUACCUACAGAAGGUUUAGCAAUGUUUUAACAAGUAAUUUAUGGGAGACUGUCACUUCUCUGUAACUUACACCAUUUAAUAAAACAUUGAAAAUC